Suhomyces tanzawaensis NRRL Y-17324 is the source of this 2526-nucleotide messenger RNA. RefSeq names its product bifunctional glycerol-3-phosphate/glycerone-phosphate O-acyltransferase (gene SCT1). Bases 1 to 2526 code for a protein of 841 amino acids. Gene Ontology annotation, molecular function: glycerone-phosphate O-acyltransferase activity; glycerol-3-phosphate O-acyltransferase activity. NCBI's taxonomy places the organism in Eukaryota, Fungi, Ascomycota, Pichiomycetes, Serinales, Debaryomycetaceae. The record is from RefSeq and is a predicted model, not a curated record. Gene Ontology annotation, cellular component: endoplasmic reticulum membrane. The transcript has a single exon. Gene Ontology annotation, biological process: phospholipid biosynthetic process.
AUGGCGUCUACAACCACUGAACCUCCCAGUGGAGUCCCUAGAAGUGAAGGUACUAAUACUUCGUCAUUGCACAACAAGGAAACUUCCAGUGAAGUUACUAGAAGUGGCGUCGCUGCAAGUGAAGCCCCCAGCGGUGAAGCCCCCAGCGGUGAAGUCCCCAGCAAUGAAGCCACCAUCUCGUCUCCUAGUCCCUCGUCGACUCCGUCGACUUCCUCUCCCAAUGCCUCGUCGCUGAGUACGUCUUCGAACUCCUCGUCCCCCUUCAUCUACAAAGAAUUUGCCUGGUAUCGUCUCUGGGUCUAUGACUUCGUGUUGUGGUGCUUCUCGGUGAUCUUCGACUGCUUCUUCCGUGAGAUCAGGCCUCGUGGAGCCUUCCGUCUUCCCCGUACGGGUCCCGUCAUCUUCGUGGCUGCUCCCCACGCCAACCAGUUCGUGGACCCCAUCGUGCUCAUGAACCAGGUCAAGCGCGAGAGCCAGAGACGGAUCUCGUUCCUCAUCGCAGCGAAGUCCUACAAGCAGCGCGUGUUUGGGUUUCUCUCCAAGUGCCAGUUGUCCAUUCCCGUGGUCAGAGCCCAGGACAACUUGAAAAAGGGCCAGGGUAAGAUCUUCAUCGACGUGCAAGAAGACCCGCUCCUUGUGCGUGGAAAGGGCACCAAAUUCACCCGUGAGUGCAUGCCCAGAGGACUCGUGGCGUUGCCCCAGUCACUCGGAGCAUCUGAAGUCUCGGAAGUCAUCUCCGACACCGAGCUCCGUAUCAGAAAGGAGUUCAAACUGUCCCAGCAAAUCAAUACCCUUCUCGCUAACGGCACCUCAUACAAGUGCGCAGACAAGGUCAACCAGAAGGACGUGUACAACAUGGUUUUCAAGCAUUUGUCCAACGGAAACUGCAUCGGAAUCUUCCCAGAAGGUGGCUCCCACGACAGAACCAACUUGUUGCCAUUGAAGGCCGGAGUAGCCAUCAUGGCCCUUGGCGCCAUGGACAACGAUCCCACCUGCAACGUCAAGAUUGUGCCCUGCGGCAUGAACUACUUCAAUGCCCACAAGUUCCGGUCCCGUGCGGUGGUGGAAUUUGGCCAUCCCAUUGACAUUCCUAUGGAGCUCGUCAAGAAGUACUCCAACCCCGAAACGAACCGUGAGUCCGUCAAGGAACUCUUGGAUAUCGUGACCACCGGUUUGAAGGCUGUCACUGUCACCUGUGACGACUUCGAGACGCUCAUGGUGGUGCAGGCUGCAAGAAGACUCUAUGCGGGCAACUUUGCCCAACACCUUCCUCUUCCCUUGAUCGUGGAGAUGAACAGAAGAUUGGUAUUGGGGUACCAGACCUUCAAGGACAAAGCCGAGAUCCAGAGCGUCAAGUCCAAGAUUUUGAAGUACAACGAAUUGUUACAACAAUUGUACCUCCCAGACCACGAUGUGGAACACUGCGAUGAGUCCAACAAAUUGCGGGUUGUGCCAGUGUUCGUGUUCAGAUUGGUCAAGCUCAUUAUCUUCUUCACCCUCUCGUUGCCUGGAGCCACCUUGUUCUCGCCUGUUUUCAUCAGUUCUAAAAUCAUUUCUACCAAAAAGGCCAAGACGGCUUUGGCUAACUCCACUGUCAAAAUCAAGGCCAACGACGUUAUUGCCACUUGGAAGAUCUUGAUUGCCAUGGGAAUUGCCCCCAUUGUCUACAGUUUCUAUGCUUCUGUUGGAACCUAUUAUUGCUACACCCGCGACAUUUUCCGGUUUAGAUUGGUAUUUGUAUGGUUAAUUCUUUACAUUUGUGGUGUGAUUGUUACCUACUCUGCCCUCAUCUCCGGUGAACAAGGCAUGGAUUUGUUGAAGUCUCUCAGACCGCUCUACUUGUCGGUUACUUCUGGUUCCUCCAUCACCGAGGUCAAAAAGUUGAGAAACGAGCUCAGUGAAGAAAUUACUUAUUUGGUUAACACCUUCGGACCCGAGCUCUUCCCCAACGACUUCAAUUUGUUGGAGUUGAAGAACCAGCUCAAUAUUACUGGCGAAGUCAACUACGUCGACAGCGACGAAGAAGAGGACAGAAAGACAGAAGAAUUGAGAAACAGAAGAAUGAAGAGCAGAAAGCACGCCAGAAGGGCUGCCAAGCAAGCUGCUAAGGAAAGUGCUGCUGCUUCUGGAUCUCCCGAAGAACCAACAAACUCCUCCAACAGCGCUCUCUCGUUGGGCAACGCAAACUCGUCGUCUGUGUCCGAUGGAAUUUCAUUGAUGAACUCCGACAACUCCUUAACCAACAUCCCAAUGUUUUCGGACUAUUCCUUGCACAAGAAUGCCAACAACCCGAAUGUGACCAUCGAACAGCAAUCGGCGUUGAAUUCCACUGUCAACUCCUCAGCGUCGAUCUACGACGAUUACCACGUCAGAAGAGACACCACCCCAUACAGCCGGUUAUCCAGAGAAGGCUCCCACGACCACAUCGAGUUAAACUUCGGUGCCAGGGUCAGUCCAAAGAAGAAGUUGACUGAUAAAAUCAAGAACCGCAUCAGAGAGUCAAGAAACAACCAGUCCUCUGGUUGA